AUGGGGGCCCUAGACGAGUCUACACCUGUUCCCUCCAGAAUAACCCUGCAGCUGAUGAAACAAAAAAAAAAAAGCGCAUUCCAAGGCUACUCCCUGUUGAAAAAAAAAAGUGACGCGCUCUUCAUUCACUUUAGAGAUGUACUCAAGGACAUUGUGAAGACAAAAACCAAAGUAGGCGAAGAAAUGAGGAACGCCUCCUUCUCAUUAGCCAAGGCAGUGUGGGCCGCCGGCGAUUUUAAGGGACAAAUUAUCGAAGGAAUAAAAAGACCCGUUGUAACCCUUUCCCUAUCUACCAAUAAUGUGGCCGGCGUGAAGCUCCCCAUUUUCCAAGUGCACAUAGAUCCCACCGUUGACGUUUUGGGAAACUUAGGAAUUGCUUCAGGAGGACAAGUCAUAAAUAAUACGCGAGAAAAUUAUUUGCAGUGUCUAAAUAUGCUAGUCAAAUUGGCAUCCAUGCAGGUGGCCUUUUUUUCGCUCGACGAAGAAAUCAAAAUGACCAACAGGAGGGUGAACGCCCUAAAUAACAUCGUGCUGCCCCGGCUGGAUGGAGGAAUCAAUUACAUUAUAAAAGAACUGGACGAAAUAGAAAGGGAGGAAUUCUACAGACUGAAAAAAAUAAAAGAAAAAAAAAUUGACAAGUUAAAAGACGCAAAUGUAGAACACAUACCUGAUGAGGAUAAUCACGAAAGUGCAAAAAGGCAUGACAAUUUUGCCACGUCACAGAAGGAUGACGACGUUAUAUUUUAAGCUUUUCAUUUUAACACACAGUUAGUAUAAUUUGUAUGGUUUACACAUAUGUCCCUUUAUAUAUGGUACGCUUAGCUUUGUUCGACAAGGCGAAACCCCCAACACGUUUGCGUGAAGAGGUAUGAGCCAACAGUUUGGCCAGGAAGGCGGAACCGGGGAGGUGAUUCCUUUUUUUUAUUUUGCCCUUUUGUGAACGCCAUUGAAAAGGAAGAGGUUUUUCAAAACGAGUCUCUCCUUUGAGCUUGGGCAUAAGUCUAAGUAUGGCACGGUCCGAGCUAUGAGGUGCACUCGGCGGAUUGCAGCAUGUACGUAAGAAUUUCACCCUGCUUCUCCCCCCCCAUCUGUACAUACGUUAUGUGUUGAUAAAUGCCGUAAUGUAGAAACCACCGAUGGGGCAGCUCAACGGAUAAGGAGCUCCUCUUUUGAUAACCCAUUUGUGUGC
Messenger RNA from Plasmodium vivax (malaria parasite P. vivax), 1189 nucleotides. Its product is annotated as vacuolar ATP synthase subunit D, putative. Gene Ontology annotation, cellular component: proton-transporting V-type ATPase complex; vacuolar membrane. NCBI's taxonomy places the organism in Eukaryota, Apicomplexa, Aconoidasida, Haemosporida, Plasmodiidae. The record is from RefSeq and is a predicted model, not a curated record. The transcript has 4 exons. Bases 1 to 747 code for a protein of 248 amino acids. Gene Ontology annotation, molecular function: proton-transporting ATPase activity, rotational mechanism.